Messenger RNA from Zeugodacus cucurbitae (melon fly), 894 nucleotides. Its product is annotated as myophilin. NCBI's taxonomy places the organism in Eukaryota, Metazoa, Arthropoda, Insecta, Diptera, Tephritidae. Gene Ontology annotation, biological process: actomyosin structure organization. The record is from RefSeq and is a predicted model, not a curated record. The transcript has 3 exons. Gene Ontology annotation, molecular function: actin binding. The coding region runs from base 157 to 666 and encodes 169 amino acids.
UUGAAACGCGCAUUGACCACUUGCGUCAGUUGAGAAUUUCACUUCGAUCAAGUUAGACACCCGUCGCUGUGGUCACAAGAGUUCACCGUUUAUUCCAAAAAGUAUUGCAAACGUCGUUUUAGUGUACAGUUCUUAAGUGAUUUCAAAAAGAAGAAAAUGGCUCCACGCAACAAGGAACAAGAACAAGAAGUCCUCAACUGGGUCUUCGCUGUGUUGGGCGAGAAAGUGCCUGCCGGUCAAUACGAAGAUAUUCUCAAGGAUGGCAUUGUCCUCUGUAAGCUCGCCAACAAACUGGCACCCGGCUCAGUGAAGAAGAUCCAGGAGCGUGGCACCAACUUCCAGCUGAUGGAGAACAUUCAGCGCUUCCAGGCGGCCGUCAAGAAAUACGGUGUGCCCGAGGAGGAAAUCUUCCAAACCGCCGAUCUGUUCGAGCGUCGUAAUAUUCCACAAGUGACGCUGUCACUCUACGCCCUGGCACGCAUCACACAAAAGCACCCAGAAUUCACUGGUCCCUCAUUGGGUCCCAAGAUGGCCGAGAAGAACGAGCGCGAAUUCACCGAGGAACAGUUGCGCGCUCACGAGGGACACCUCAACCUGCAGAUGGGCUACAAUAAGGGUGCCUCACAGUCGGGACAUGGCGGUUUCGGCAACACGCGCCACAUGUAAAAAGCUGCCGAAGCGAUUCCUUAUUUAUAUAUGUAUAUGGUAUAUGUAGUCGGUCGAGUUGGCGCUGUUUUUCUAUGUAAAAGCAUACUUUUUUACUAGUUUUUCUCUGUCGUAUCUUUUAAUUAAAAGGGCAUUAUUUUGGGGCAUUUUUCUUUAGUCAUUAUUUGCUAACAUAAAAUGUAAUAAAUAGUUAAAGAAAUAAUUAAAAUUUAAUACAUACACAAAUCA